Messenger RNA from Suillus paluster, 1044 nucleotides. RefSeq lists its product as uncharacterized. Lineage: Eukaryota; Fungi; Basidiomycota; Agaricomycetes; Boletales; Suillaceae. Bases 193 to 804 code for a protein of 203 amino acids. The transcript has 2 exons. The record is from RefSeq and is a predicted model, not a curated record.
AAUUUGGACAAGGGCUUAGGAGGAGGCUGUUGCUUGUGAGAAAUGAGUUUGAUCACGUUUUUGUUAUGUUCAUAUGUAUCUGUCCCUGAUCGUGCUAGUUAUAAAUUCUAGGUCCAUAAUCGUCUCUUCUCUACCCAGGCGUCCCUCAUACUCGUAUUAUCUCUACUAGUAAACGAUAUCCCAGCAGUUGCCAUGUCUGUACCAACCCACAGUAUUCAUUCAAUCCAUGGCACAUUCGCAGGCGUAUCGUCCUACACUAAUCACUCAUCGCACGCUGGCGUCGUAAUCGAAGGCUCCUCAAUUGAUAAAAUCCCUCCUGGUCUCGCAAGAGUUGCCUGGCGUUCUGCACCUGUAUCACUCCCCUCUUCACCAAACACAACUUCUCGUCGGGGCCGGCUCCCAUCAUUCCCUAUAGCCCGUCGUGCACCUCCACCCCCACCAACUCGUGCACUGGCCCCCCAAACCAUCUCUUUCCCUUCGGAAGACCCAUUUAAUGAUUCAAAUUCAUGCAUCGUAUCCAUUCCACAACGACCCAUUCCCCAGCGCACGCACCUCGCCUCGCAGUCAUACACAGUCAGGCUUCCCGGCUCUAAUCAUGCUCUCGACACCCUUGUUCGUCAGCGAACCGCACAGCGAGCCGCGCAGGAGCGUGAGACCCGGUGCAGAGUCGUAGCGGGCAUAUUGCUGAACAGGGUGCAUGCCGUGGGGAAGCCUAUGCGCCGGAUCCCCCAAAGUGCGGAGGUGCCUCGGGCAUACAAACGUAGCAGGCUGUCAAUGAUUACUACUGCAGAGGAUGUCUGUUGACAGCGUUCGGCUUUUAUUGGAUAACUGGGAGGUGGAGGCGCGAUAUCAAUUUUAAGGAUAUGAUGGACAUGUUGUAUAACAAAAUUUAAUAAUGUACUCGGGCAAAUAAAACUAUAUGCAAGACCAAUGCAAAGUCGAAGAGUCGAGUCUAGACUACCCGGUAAGAUUCGGAAAACGAAAUGAUGAACAACCGAAUCUAGCCGAAUCGAAGCGGUAUCAAAUAUGUCAUCAAUUCCCAAG